Caenorhabditis sp. 36 PRJEB53466 is the source of this 1759-nucleotide messenger RNA. NCBI's taxonomy places the organism in Eukaryota, Metazoa, Nematoda, Chromadorea, Rhabditida, Rhabditidae. The record is from the annotation of a GenBank genome assembly.
AUGUGCGUUUAUGGUGUCGGCUCGCCGAUUCCGUGGAUCAUUGCAAGUGAAAUGUUCACACAACAGGUAUUAUUCGUAUGAACUACUAUCGGGGCAUUUCGAAGGGAAUGCGCUCUUUUGCAUUUGCGAUCUCUAACCUGGCGCCAGUUGAAAACAGAGAAAUUCUUCCAGAAUUCAAAUGGAGAACAACUGAAACUCGUUUCGCAGUAGAAAGCUUAAGCUCCGGAGAUCACAAAAAGAGGGGCUUCUCAACAAAGCACAUUCACAUUGAAAUGCCCCGAUAGUAGGAGACUUUAAUAAUAACUCAUUUAUUCACUUCGACCUCCUAGGAAAGAAAGGGAAGCUAAAAGAGAAAAGAAAAAUUUACAGGAGAAGAGAGGGAUAUAGAGAUAGUGGGUGGAGAAGGGAAUAAUUACUAAAAUGACCAUUGGCCGGCCAUAGCCAUAGAUCAAGUAGAAUACAAUAUACAAGAGGGAAUAUUUUCUAUGCGCGUCGCAAAAGCCUCAGGAGACAGUUUUGAAUUGGAACUAACAAGGAAUGCUCACGAAAUGUUAUAUUCGCCAGAAAAUGAGACUAUGCGGUUUCAAUAGACUCUUCAAAAGAACGAUUUUCCGCACAGUGAAAUUUGUGCCCGGUUCAGAGUUUUUGAGUUAUCGUCACUUUUUCAAUUUUUUGAAUUCAGUCACAUUUUUCACUCUGCGAUUCUUUAGCUUAGCCAUUUCUCAUCCAAUCAAAAUGUGCCUAACUGCAAGGUUGCACAAAAAUAGAUCACGGAAAACGUUCAAUCAGCAGUGAGUGUUGAAAACGUCUCCCUAGUCACGAAAUGAGUUUGUCUUGCGUGUAAACCGUCAGAAUGGCAAAAACAGCUUUGAAACGUCUUUUUAGAGAUGUAUAACUUAUCUUGUGCUCAUAGGCCUCAACCGGAUUGGCUGAAAGCCCUAUCCUCUGGUGUGGCCUUAUAAACAAGCAACGGUUACAAAAGGCCGAUUUUCAGUUUUAUCAAGGUAGUUCAGCCAGUUUUCGAGGUAUCAUCACGAAAAUCACCAAGUUUGCAUAAUUUUGUGCUCUGAAUUCGAUUUUGAAGUUGUCAGGUCAAAAAUAUUUUUGAGCGCCGCGUGGCAGUGCACAACGGGGGUGGCCUUAUACAUAAACUUGCCACGCACUGUAUACGAAAAAUUAGUGCAAAAACAUUAAGAUCCACCAUUUUCAAAAUUUUUUUCUAGGUCUCUUCCGUUUUUUUUGAUUCAAUAAGAGUUUCAGUUUCGAGCCACAGCAGUCACUGCUUCAGUUUUUGUUGCAUGGUCGUUUGCAUUUGUCAUAAGCACAUUGUAUCUACCUUUUCAACAGGUGUGAAAACUAAUAAGUAGUUCAGUGGCAAAAAAAAUUUCAGCUUGUCGGAAUAACUUUCAGUUAUGUCCCAUUCAUACUUGGACUUGCCAUUUCUGGAAUUUUUAUAUACGUACUUCUUCCCGGUCAGUUUUUGCUUCUUCCAUCAUGGGAUGUCAAACUAUGAGAAAAAAAACCUUAUCCACUGUUUUGUAUGCACUUCUCAUAAAGUAGCAUUUAAGAAACUCGUGAUCGACCAAUUGUCGAAAUUGUAACUGAAGCACAUCACCGUACGACAUCUCUUUCUGCUGGAAGGCCAUGGGAUGCAAGUCGACCACCAAGCAGACAAGAAGUUCAACGGCUGGUCGACUCGAUUGACCCAAGAACUUACAGUUCUUAUGAAAAUUCUACAAUGAUAAGUGACGGAACGUGA